CGCGUUUUUCCUUUGCUUCAUCUGUUGACACGUUUUUGCGUUCGCGCGUCGCGUAUCCAAACAAGAAAAGCUCUUUACGUUGUGCCAUAAGUAGUACAAGUCGAGGGGAACUUGGUUCACCGUAUUUGAUUUGGAUGAAACGUGAUGUUUUUGGGUAGUGGAGGGCAAGUAGUUGCCUGAGCAAUGUCUGAGUCUGCACACUCUCGAGAAAGCAUCCAAGAAUUCAACGCGCUCCUCGCCGCAGCCAAAGCUCCCCCUCACCGGCAGGCCCCUUCCCCACCCUCAAAGGCUCGGAACUCUCUCCAAAAACCUCAACGGUUGCGGAAAUCGAGUCUACCUAGCUCGCCUCCACCCAACGUCACACAUCAUCCGAGCGAUCCGUUCGCCAGCGAUUAUCCCAAUUCUUUCCAAGGCAGUCACAAGGAUCCCUCCGGAUUCCCGUACACGAGGUCGACCUUCAGCAGCGGCUCAGGUAUCGAGUCCAACGGAGUAGGGACAGCGUCGCUUGGCACUUCCGCAUCGUUUUCAUCAUACAUCUCCUCCACUCCUUCAUCCAUGACCACCACCUCGCCUCCCCCGCGCCCCUCUCGCGCCAACACUGCGAACCUGACAGACAUCCUGUCUGAUCCCGCCGUCAACGGCCGUCUUUCCAGCCCCGUAGUCCCCAAUCAGGACGGCCACUUUUAUGCCGAUCCCGGCGAGCAGCUUCCCCCACCACUGCCCCCAGUAGACUACCCACAGCCCCCUACAAUACGCAGCCGCAGUGGUACGACGUCCUCCAAGGGCAAAAAAUCCGUGCUCGGGUUUAUCUUCAAUUCUACCAAGCGGCCCGAGAUCAGUACUCCCUACGACCCCGUCCAUCUCACCCAUGUUGGUUUCAACUCGUCUACGGGAGAGUUCACUGGGCUUCCCAAGGAAUGGCAGCAGCUGCUCUCCGAAAAUGGUAUUUCGCGCUCAGACCAGGAGAAAAACCCGCAGGCGGUCAUGGAGAUCGUCAAGUUCUAUCAGGAGGGCCAAGCCGACGGCGCAUGGGAUAAGCUUGGUGCUAUUCCAUACGACACUGUAGAUUCAGGAGGAGGGGGAGGGGGAGAUGGACUCAACAAUCCCCGUCUGCCGCCACUCCCGCCGAAAAAGGCGCCUUCGGCCUUCUCAUCACCUCCUCCUCCCGCUGCAUACAGGCCAGCCCCAACGCCUCCCUCAGCCGCGUCCCCGGCCCUCGAUCGCUCUACGUCUCAGCGCAUACCCAAUAAGGCACCUGUGGCCAAGCCCGUCGAGCGAUCCAACACGACGCGCGAGCGGGCCCAGCCGACCCCGCCAGGCAAAUUAGCUCAGCCCGGCUCGGUCAGUGCCCAGGCCACGCCCAAGGCAUCGCCAGGCUCGUCAGCUAACGACCUUCCUCUACGGACAACGGCCCCACGUGCGGCACCAGCGGCACCCAGUCCAGCUGCAGCCUCUCUCGCCAAGGCUAGUGCAGCCGGUGCAGCAACCCCUCGGCGACGUGAAAAGAAGCCGGCGGACAAGGAUAAAGAUGCCGAUGUGGUGCGGCGGCUGCAGGCCAUCUGUACCGAUGCGGAUCCGACUCGUUUGUACCGCAGCCUUGUGAAGAUCGGGCAGGGCGCUUCUGGUGGGGUCUACACUGCUUACCAAGUGGGCACGAACUUGUGUGUCGCUAUCAAGCAGAUGGAUUUGGACAAGCAGCCUAAGAAAGACCUCAUCAUCAACGAAAUCCUCGUCAUGCGGUCUUCCCGGCAUCCCAACAUCGUCAACUACAUCGACUCGUUCCUGCACAAGAACGACUUGUGGGUCGUGAUGGAAUACAUGGAGGGCGGGUCCCUGACUGAUGUCGUCACCGCCAACUUGAUGACGGAGGGGCAAAUCGCUGCCGUUUCCAGGGAGACCGCACAGGGUCUUCAGCACUUGCACAGACAUGGAGUUAUCCACCGAGACAUCAAGAGCGACAACAUCCUGCUCAGUUUGACUGGCGAUAUCAAGCUUACCGACUUUGGAUUCUGUGCUCAAAUCUCGGAUCCCGCGCAUGCUAAGCGGACGACUAUGGUGGGGACUCCCUACUGGAUGGCUCCGGAGGUUGUGACACGAAAGGAGUAUGGCCCUAAAGUCGAUAUCUGGUCUCUUGGCAUCAUGGCGAUCGAAAUGAUCGAAGGCGAACCACCGUACUUGAACCAAAACCCGCUCAAGGCUCUCUAUCUGAUUGCGACGAACGGAACGCCGACCAUCGCCAACCCCGAGAGUCUCAGCUCCAUCUUCAGCGAUUACCUUGCCAAGACACUCGAGGUUGACGCUGAAAAGCGUCCGAAUGCGACCCAAUUGCUUGCGCACCCCUUCUUCACGCUCAGCGAGCCUCUGAGAACUCUGGCUCCCCUUAUCAAAGCGGCACGUGAAAUCGCCAAGGCACCCAAGUGAAUACUAGGCUGCAGGAGACAGAAACGUUGUCAGCGAAGUCC
Mycena citricolor is the source of this 2462-nucleotide messenger RNA. Lineage: Eukaryota; Fungi; Basidiomycota; Agaricomycetes; Agaricales; Mycenaceae. The record is from the annotation of a GenBank genome assembly.